AUGGGCUUCCUUCCCGCCUGGCUCAUGUCGAAGGCAGCCUCCAUGCUGAUUUGGUGCCUCUGUCUGCUGCCUCACAUGGUUCUGGCCCUGGCAGGAGAGGGCUUCGCGCCCUGCUGGAGCCGUGGCGGCGGCUUCAACUUCCAGGAGUGUUGUGGCAGCGCCGAGCACGCGCCGAACCCAAGUUGCUUCGACUCUAUCUACACCGAGGAGCUCUGCUGCAUGGAGGCGGACUGGGAUGUGGAGUGCUGGCAGCAUGCGCGGCUGCAGCUAGCAGAUGUGCAGCGAGUCUUUGAGGCGCAGGCUUCUGCUGGCAUGGCGAGCUGGGCACAGAUGGACGCCAUUCGACGCUACACUGCAGAUGACAUGCUCCUCUACCUUUUCUGCUGCAACGCCUUCCACAACGAGUACUGCUGGGGCCCGGCCAUCCAUCAGGCACUUCUGCCGGAUCCGGAUGCAUGGGAGGGGGUCUCUGACAUCAGUGCCUGGUAUCCUCGCUGCUGUUUUCCGAGACUGCGAGGGAUGCUGAAGGCGCCGAUGCCCGUGUGGAUGCGGCGGCAGAUCAGCAGGGACUUGCGGGCCAUGUCCAUGCCCGGCCGCCCGGGACUCCCGUGGCCGUCGAAGCAGGAUCUACAGCAUUUCACUGGCUCCCUGCCAGAGGACGGACAGGAGCCCCACCAAGAGCUGUUCCGCUUCUGCGACUACCAUGUUAUGGGCGCUGACAAGGUGCGGCACUGCAACUUCACGCGGCGAGGAUACCAUCCUCGCAGAUACCUGCGUGCCCGCGUCUUUGCCCGGGCCAUGACAGUCCUUGCUGCGCGGGGGGAGCUCCCCGAUGCAGAGGUCAGCUUCGUCCUAUCACACUCGGAUGUCGAGUGGCAUGACCAAGCCUUGCCGGUGUUGACUUUCCAGCGCGGCAAGGCGACCACGCGCGUAGUUCGAACGCCUAUGUGGGAGCAGCUUGAUGGGUCUUGGAGCCGCAAGGUGGAGCACAGCGUGCGCAUGGCAGACGGCCAGCGGCUGUGGCGCUCGAAGGUUGGCAAGCAAGCCUUCUGGCGAGGUACUGAUAGCGGGGUUCCCGCACAGGACUGUCACCCCGAGCGGUUUCGAUCCUGCAGCGUGAACAACCACACCUGGCGUGACUUUCAUCGCCUAAAGUUGGCGAGAAUGGCUUCGACGAUGCCGCACCGUGUGGAUGCGGCUCUAUCAGGUGUGAAGCAAAGAGCAAAGGCUAUCGGAUUGGACCUGGUCUACACGCAGCUUGGCCUGCUGCACCCACCUUUGCGAGAGCUCUCUAUCGAGGAACAGCUCCGGCGCCGUUUGCUGCUGGAUCUGGAUGGAAGUAGCCAGUCCACGCGUUUGUACUGGGGCCUGCUAUCGAAUUCGGUGGUUUUGAAGCAGGACACGAAGUGCUGCAAUUGGUACUCGGAUCGGCUCCGAGACCAAGUCCACAUCUUCCGCGUUCGCCGGGACCUGGCGGACGUGCCCCGUCAGGUGCUGCGCUCCACCCUGCGGCCGAGCCUGGCGCGCUCCGUGGCACGGCGCUCCGCACGGCUGGCGCGGCGCUGGCUCAGCCACGAGGAUGCCAUGCACUACCUCGCGCGCGUGAUUCUUGCGGUGGCGGAAGCGCAGGGAAAAGGCUGA
Messenger RNA from Symbiodinium natans, 1641 nucleotides. The record is from the annotation of a GenBank genome assembly. Lineage: Eukaryota; Dinophyceae; Suessiales; Symbiodiniaceae.